Molecule: messenger RNA, 517 nt
Organism: Tinamus guttatus (white-throated tinamou)
Lineage: Eukaryota; Metazoa; Chordata; Aves; Tinamiformes; Tinamidae
Source: RefSeq, a predicted model, not a curated record
AACUUUAUUCUACAGGCUUAUCCCAAAGAUGGGACGACUCAUCAUUUAGUUAAUUUUCUCUUCCUUUUGCUUCAGCUGCGUGUUGUGUCCCAGGAUGUAAAAUUCAGUCCUAGUGACCUUGAAGAGCUUUAUGAAUUAUUCAAGAAGGAGCACUUUCUUUCCUGUUAUUGGAAUGUAAACAGUCCUGCCUUGCAACACCAUGAUGCCAGUCUGCCAUAUUUGGACCAGUAUCGGAUUGAUUGCCAGCAAUUCAGGGUUCUCUGUCAUCUCCUGAGUCCAUGGUCACAUUGUGCAAACAGAGACUCACUUGCAGUGUGGAUAUUCAGACUUAUGGAUGAGAACUCCGACUGCCUUAUAAAUUUCAAACAAUUUGCCUGUGUUCUUGAUACCAUGUAUAAUGGAAGUUUCACUGAGAAACUCAAGCUGCUUUUUAAGUUACACAUCCCUCCAGGUAAGUGAGAAACACUGGUGUUUAGGGAGGGCUAUUUCUGUCUUUUAAAAUCUUUGUGUGAUUUUU